Messenger RNA from Lactuca sativa (garden lettuce), 1602 nucleotides. Its product is annotated as endoglucanase 1. Gene Ontology annotation, biological process: carbohydrate metabolic process. The record is from RefSeq and is a predicted model, not a curated record. NCBI's taxonomy places the organism in Eukaryota, Viridiplantae, Streptophyta, Magnoliopsida, Asterales, Asteraceae. Gene Ontology annotation, molecular function: hydrolase activity, hydrolyzing O-glycosyl compounds.
GCACGUCCUUUCACAAACAAACAUGGCUCCUCCUACAUUGCUCAUUCUUCUCCUUCUAACCUCUUCUUCUUUCGCUAAUUCUGCUUUCACUUCUGAUCAUUACUCCGACGCCCUCACCAAAUCCAUCCUCUUCUUCGAAGGCCAAAGAUCCGGCAAGUUACCUGCAACCCAACGUCUCAAAUGGAGGGCUGAUUCCGCCUUACACGACGGUUCUUCCGCCAAUGUGGAUCUAGUCGGAGGUUAUUACGAUGCAGGUGAUAACAUGAAGUUUGGGCUCCCCAUGGCGUUCACCACCACUAUGCUUGCAUGGAGUAUCAUCGAGUUUGGUGGGUUUAUGCAAUCGGAAUUAGGGAAUGCGAAAGCUGCCCUUCGUUGGGGCUCCGAUUAUCUUCUGAAAGCAGCCACCGCCACCCCCGGCACAUUGUAUGUACAGGUGGGGGAAGCUAACUCCGAUCACCAAUGCUGGGAGAGACCGGAAGAUAUGGACACAUCACGAGGUGUCUACAAGGUGUCGGCUCAAAAUCCGGGAUCUGAUGUGGCUGCAGAGACUGCUGCUGCACUGGCUGCGGCUUCCAUUGUCUUUCAAGACUCCGAGCCUUCUUAUUCACAGAAAUUACUUCAAACAGCCAUGAAUGUGUUCAAAUUUGCAGACCACUAUAGAGGCUCUUACAGCGACUCGCUACAUAAUGCUGUGUGUCCGUUUUACUGCUCGUAUUCAGGAUUCAAUGACGAGUUGCUGUGGGGAGCGGCAUGGAUACACAGAGCCUCUCAGGAUACCAGUUACAUGACUUACAUUCAAUCAAAUGGUCACUUAAUGGGUUCAGAAGACGACGAUUUCUCCUUCAGUUGGGAUGACAAAAGAGCAGGGACAAAAGUUCUUCUUUCCAAAAGCUUUCUCGAGAACAAAAUCGAAGAAUUUCAGUCGUAUAAACAGCAUUCAGAUAACUACAUUUGUUCAUUGAUUCCAGGAUCACAGAAUUCCCAAGCACAAUACACCCGAGGAGGUCUGUUCUACAAACAAGAAGGGAGCAAUCUCCAGUACGUGACGACCUCCUCCUUCCUCUUGCUAACGUACGCCAAGUAUCUUGACUCGAAUGGUGGUCGUGCUUCUUGUGGGGCUUCAACGAUCACAUCGGAGAUGCUAAUAGUACAAGCAAAGAAGCAGAUUGACUACAUAUUGGGUGAUAAUCCGAUGAAAAUGUCGUACAUGGUGGGGUUUGGUGAUCGAUACCCGACACACAUCCACCACCGGGGAUCAUCGGUACCCUCUGUUCGUGAUCAUCCUGAUCGUAUAUCUUGUGACGCCGGACAUCGGUACUUCAAUUCUGGUUCACCCAAUCCGAAUAUACUCGUUGGAGCGAUUGUCGGAGGUCCAGAUCGUAAUGAUAACUAUGCAGAUGAUCGGAGCAAUUAUAUUCAGUCGGAGCCGGCUACUUAUAUUAAUGCUCCAUUCGUUGGAGCUGUGGCGUUCUUCUCAUCACAUUGAAAUUAGGGUUUCAUGUUAGCCAAUGGAUGGUUGAGGAUUGAGAGAUGCUAGUAAUCAAUCGCAUGUAUGAUCCCAUUUCCUUGGCUUGCCAAUUUAAUUAAAAAGCUUUUGCUCUA